Vigna unguiculata (cowpea) is the source of this 951-nucleotide messenger RNA. RefSeq names its product Eukaryotic rpb5 RNA polymerase subunit family protein (gene NRPE5). NCBI's taxonomy places the organism in Eukaryota, Viridiplantae, Streptophyta, Magnoliopsida, Fabales, Fabaceae. The record is from RefSeq and is a predicted model, not a curated record. Gene Ontology annotation, biological process: transcription elongation by RNA polymerase I; transcription by RNA polymerase II; tRNA transcription by RNA polymerase III. Gene Ontology annotation, molecular function: DNA binding.
CAGUGAAUUAAAAAGAAAAAUUUGAACAGAAGUGGCUCUGAUUCACAGUGAGAGAGAGAUGGCAGCUGAGAACGGGUUGGAGUUGGAGAGAGUGGGAGGAGAAGGAGAAGAACAAGAAGAAGCAGAAGAAGUCAAAGGUUGUUUGAGCAAGUUCAUCGAUGAUGGCACCGUUGAAACUCACAGAUACUACUUGUCUCGCAGAACCACUCUGGAAAUGCUCAGAGACAGAGGUUACUCCAUUCCCUCCACCGAAAUCGACCUUUCUCUCUCCCAAUUCCGCAACAUGCACGGCCAUUCCCCCGACCCUGACCGUCUCCGCCUCUCCCUCACUCACGCCACCAACCCUUCCAAAAGGAUUUUAGUCAUUUUCUGCGGGCCAGGUUCUGUGAAAGUUACUGCCAUUCGGAACAUUGCGGGGCAGAUUGUUAAUAGAGACACUUUGAGUGGUCUUAUUUUGAUAGUGGAGAAUCAUGUUACUAGCCAGGCCUUGAAAGCCGUUGCUCUUUUUUCCUUCAAGGUUGAAAUUUUCCAGAUCACAGACUUGCUUGUUAAUAUUACAAAGCAUGUGUUGAAGCCAAAGCAUCAGGUGCUGACUGAUAGGCAGAAGAAAAAUCUCCUGAAGAAGUUCAAUAUAGAAGAAAAGCAGCUUCCCCGCAUGCUACAGAGUGAUGCAGUUGCACGAUAUUAUGGACUUGAGAGGGGCCAAGUAGUUAAAGUUACCUAUAGUGGUGAAAUCACCCAGAUGCAUGUCACGUAUCGAUGUGUGUGGUGAUAGUUUCUUGUGCUCUCUUGUAGUUUUGCAGGUUUAAUUCCUAGUAUUUAACUGUUGUAUCAUGCUUAAGGUUAUGAUUGCAUAAGUUGAUCAAUCCUAACGCUCUGAAUCUGUACUCUGUAAAUUUGGUGGUGACAUUUCUCUCUCUUAACUUGAAGAACAACCUUUCAACAACUUCA